UCUGAAGGUCAAAGAUCCCCAGAGAUUCUCAAAGAUGCGAAUCAUCUCUUUGGGACUGCUCCUUUUCAGUCUGACCCUGGCAGCACCAACAUUGCAACCACAGGCUGAGAAAAUGAAGCAAGACACUGUGGAAGAACAGAGGAUAAUGUACAAGGGCCACCAUGCGAAACAUGGGUAUUAUGUUUUUAAGUAUGUUUAUACCUCGUCUGGGAGGAAAAAUCAAACUGAUGCGAAGGAAGAAAAAAACAAAGACAAUAUUGCUCUUCCCCAUUCUGGCCAGAGAAGAAAUCAAGAGCCAGCGUCUCAAGAAAAAGAGAAAGACGUGUCCCUCCCUGGAACCAAUGAAAAUAACAAAAGCACUAAAUCUCAAAAUCUUCUGGAAAACAGACAGACAAUGAAUAAAGACUACAGGAUUAGUAAGAAAGAAAAUGCCCACAAUGACCUGAAGACGUCCAUUUAUCCUGAAUCGACUGGGAAUCGUGGGACUGAGGAUGGAGACAAUGCUGUUAGCAAACUACAUGACCAAGAAGAAUACGGCAAAGCUCUCAUCAGAAAUAACAUGCACCAUAUAAUGGAGCCAGGGACUGUGAUUGAACUCUUGAGGGAAGAAAACAAAGAGAACAAAGCCCGGAAUGUUUUAAGCAAAGUUCCAGCAGAUGCCAAUUAUGCUAAAGCCUCCUCAAAAAUUAAGAAGAAUCACCAAAGAGACUCCCAAGCCCAGAAUAUUCCAGUAAAAAGCAAAAGUACCCACCGUAUCCAACACAACAUGGACUACCUAAAACAGCUCCCCAAAGCCAAAAAGGUCUCCAGUGAUUUUGAAGGCAGUGGUUAUCCAGAUCUCCAAGGGCAGGAAGACAAUAUCUCUCCUUUCAGUGGAGAUGGUCCACCUUUUAAGGACAUUUCUGGUAAAGGAGAUGCUAUUCGUCCUGACCGAGAAGGUACAGAUAUUCAAACAGAGUUUUCCAGCCCAAGUGAAGCUGAGACCAUUAAUCCUGAUGCGAGAGGACCAGGUUAUAAUGAGAUCCCAGAGAAAGAAGGGAAUGGCGGAAAUACCAUUGGAACCAGGGAUGAAACAGCCCAAAAGGCAAAUGCUGCUGAUGUAAGCCUGGUGGAGGGCAACAACAACAUCAUAGGUAGCACCAAUUUUAAGAAACUCUCUGGAAAAGAAGGAAACAGAGUGGAUGGCGGCAGCGAAAAUGCUCAUCAAGGGGAAAUAGAGUUUCAUUACCCUCACGCACCCACAGAAGACAAAAGAAAAGAUGGCGGUAGUGAUGGAGCUGAAGGUACUAAUGAAAUUCCGAAAAAUGGCAAAGGUAGUAGUAGAAAAGAUACAGAACAUUCUAAAAGGAAUCAAGUGACCUCAAAUGAAAAACAAAGAUUUCCGAGUAAGGGCAAAGGUCAGGGCCAGUUCAUUCCUUCUCGUGGUCUUGAUAAUGAAAUUAAAAAUGAAAUAGGUUCCCAUAAUGGCCCCAAUAAUGAAGGGACCAUAAUAACACACAGCAGGAAAAAUUAUUCUGUGCCCCACAGACAAAAUAAUUCUAUGCAGAACAAGGGUGUGUCACAAAGCAAAGGUUCCUGGGGUUACAGAAAGCCCCAUUCCAAUAGGAGGUUUCACCCCCCUAAAAAGCAUGACAGUAGUGAAUCAUCUGACAGUGGCAGUUCCAGUGACAGCGAUGGUGACUAGAAAUUCCCAGCAGGAUAAAGAUUUGAAUACUUGGUCAACUGUGACUUAACAGUAUAAAGGGGAGCCACCUGAUAGCAGAUCAGAUGGACAGAGCCAGGAAUUGAAUAAGCCAAGAAAUCUGGCCACCUGGGGAGAACUGUUGCUAUUUUAACGGUCACAGUAGGAAAUCCUACUCAAAGUUAUGACGCUUUUUUAAGGAAAAAGAAUUCAUUAAGGGUUCAUGGAAUAAUAGGUAACGUUUGAAUAGAUAUCAUUUAAAAAUAGGUUGUGAGUGUCACAAAACCCUUCCUUUGUUGUUUGCUCUGUAGACAUGAAAAACAAUCUCUCUUAUAUGAUAAUCUGUAAUUAAAUGAUCUAUAAGGAA
Lipotes vexillifer (Yangtze River dolphin) is the source of this 2048-nucleotide messenger RNA. RefSeq names its product matrix extracellular phosphoglycoprotein (gene MEPE). Gene Ontology annotation, cellular component: extracellular matrix. The coding region runs from base 35 to 1684 and encodes 549 amino acids. The record is from RefSeq and is a predicted model, not a curated record. Gene Ontology annotation, molecular function: extracellular matrix protein binding. Gene Ontology annotation, biological process: biomineral tissue development. The transcript is spliced from 5 exons. NCBI's taxonomy places the organism in Eukaryota, Metazoa, Chordata, Mammalia, Artiodactyla, Lipotidae.